Cynara cardunculus var. scolymus (artichoke) is the source of this 2093-nucleotide messenger RNA. RefSeq names its product anthranilate synthase alpha subunit 2, chloroplastic-like. Gene Ontology annotation, biological process: L-tryptophan biosynthetic process. The record is from RefSeq and is a predicted model, not a curated record. Bases 122 to 1867 code for a protein of 581 amino acids. Gene Ontology annotation, molecular function: anthranilate synthase activity. The transcript has 11 exons. NCBI's taxonomy places the organism in Eukaryota, Viridiplantae, Streptophyta, Magnoliopsida, Asterales, Asteraceae.
GGUGUGAAGAAUAAGCGACGGGACCCAUGCACACUUGCACAGUCGUCAUAGAAAUUGGCAAAAUCUCGACGGCAGCACUGUAGAACACACCCUAUCUCCACCUCCUUCCGAUGCCCUGACGAUGGAAACCCUAGCUAUCUCCCACCGCCUCCUCCCACCGCCUCUCCGCCGCUCAUCCGUUCGCCCUUCCCAUUCCUUCACCUUUUCAUCCCUCGCUCACUCCACCGCUCGUUUCCCCACUCUCAAAUGCGUUGCUCAAUCUCCAACCGCAUCAGUCGACCAUUCAGCGAAAUUCAAGGAAGCUGCGAAGCACGGGAAUUUGAUUCCGUUAUACAGGUCGAUAUUUUCAGAUCAUCUGACUCCGGUUCUGGCUUACAGGUGUCUGGUCAAAGAAGAUGAUCGUGAUGCGCCAAGUUUUUUGUUUGAGUCUGUUGAGCCAGGCUUAAAGGCUUCCAAUGUUGGGCGAUACAGUGUUAUUGGAGCUCAGCCUACAAUGGAAAUUGUAGCAAAGGAGAAUAUGGUUACAGUUAUGGACCACCAUGAAGGGCGGAAGACGGAGGAGUUUGUGGAGGAUCCCAUGCUUGUUCCUAGGAAGAUAAUGGAGCAAUGGAAGCCCCAACGAGUAGACGAGCUCCCUGAUGCAUUUUGUGGUGGCUGGGUUGGUUAUUUUUCGUAUGACACUGUGCGGUAUGUGGAGAAGAAAAAGCUUCCAUUUUCAAAUGCACCAGAGGAUGACAGGAACCUUCCAGAUGUUCAUCUUGGCCUUUAUGAUGAUGUGAUUGUGUUUGACCAUGUUGAGAAGAAAGCAUAUGUGAUACAUUGGGUGCGAUUGGAUCAAUAUUCUUCUGUUGAUGAGGCUUUUAUAGAUGGAAUGGACCGUUUGGGGACUUUAGUGUCUAGAGUUCAUGAUAUUGUUCCCCCAAGACUUUCUCCAGGGGCAAUUAAGUUGUAUACUAGCCUAUUUGGCCCUUCUUUGAAGAAGUCAAACAUGACAAGUGAAGCAUACAAGGAAGCAGUGUUGCAGGCUAAAGAACAUAUUUUGGCUGGGGAUAUAUUUCAAAUUGUCCUAAGUCAGCGUUUUGAACGUCGCACUUUUGCAGAUCCAUUUGAAGUUUACAGGGCCCUCAGAAUUGUCAACCCCAGUCCAUAUAUGACUUAUUUACAGGCUAGAGGAUGUAUCCUUGUUGCUUCAAGCCCUGAAAUUCUUACUCGUGUGAAGAAGAGAAAAGUCACAAAUAGACCCCUUGCUGGGACCAUCAGGAGAGGGAAGACACCCAAAGAAGACUUUAUGUUGGAAAAUCAACUACUUCAUGAUGAAAAGCAAUGUGCAGAGCACAUCAUGCUGGUUGAUCUAGGGAGGAAUGAUGUUGGGAAGGUUUCAAAACCUGGUUCUGUUAAUGUAGAGAAGCUGAUGAAUGUUGAACGGUAUUCUCAUGUCAUGCACAUCAGCUCCACGGUAACUGGAGAGCUGCUCGAUGACUUGAGUACUUGGGACGCUCUUCGUGCUGCAUUGCCUGUCGGAACAGUCAGCGGUGCCCCUAAGGUGAAAGCCAUGGAACUGAUUGAUCAACUGGAAGUGACUAGGCGUGGACCAUAUAGCGGUGGAUUUGGAGGGAUCUCGUUCACCGGAGACAUGGAUAUUGCCUUGGCCUUAAGAACGAUCGUGUUUCCAACAGCACCUCGCUAUGACACAAUGUAUUCAUACAGGGAUGCAAACAAGCGGCGAGAUUGGAUCGCUUACCUUCAAGCCGGGGCAGGCAUAGUAGCUGAUAGCGAUCCUGGUGACGAACAGAGAGAAUGCGAGAACAAGGCUGCGGCUCUCGUCCGUGCCAUCGAUCUUGCCGAGUCGUCGUUUGUGGAUAAAUGAGAGAUGCAAUCAACUUCCAUUAGAAACUUGGGUUUAGGAGACCAGUCCAUGGCUACCAUCAUUAGAUUUUUGUUCAUCUGAGAGUAAUGCAAAGCCAUUUUCAAGCUUUUGGUUUUGUUGCUUCUUUUUUUUAAGUAUGGGACUGAAGAAAGUUGGAAUUAUCAGUGAAAACAUUCACUUUGGUUUUUUUUAUUGGUAAAAUACAACAAAGUUUCUUUUUAGUUCA